Molecule: messenger RNA, 1863 nt
Organism: Macrosiphum euphorbiae (potato aphid)
Lineage: Eukaryota; Metazoa; Arthropoda; Insecta; Hemiptera; Aphididae
Source: the annotation of a GenBank genome assembly
AUGUUUGGUAAUACGAACAAAAAAAAAUUAAUUUCGACAGCUAUACCAACAAUAUUCGAAUUUCAUUGGACUUUGGAAAAUUCUGUUUUUCAUUAUAAUCCUCAAUGGAAAUACUAUGAUGAAGAUGUUGUUAAUAUUGGCUUAAUGAGUAAUAUAAUAUGUAAACAUUGUCAUAGUAUGAAAUUUAUCGGAGAGAGUAAAGGCAUGUGUUGUUCUAAUGGAAAAGUGAGAUUAGAUCCUAUUCAAUCUACACCAUUUCCAUUAAAUACAUUACUUCAGGGUGAAACAAAUGAUUCUAAACACUUUAUGGACAAAAUAUGUCAAUAUAACUCUAUAUUUUCUAUGACAUCUUUUGGUGCUACUAAGAUAGAAGGAGACAAUUUUAUGUCUACUUUUAAAAUUAGAGGCAUUAUUUAUCAUCGCAUUGGAUCAUUAUUGCCUAUAGGCAAAGAUGAACCCCAAUUUAUGCAAAUGUAUUUCACAGGUCAAGAUGAAAAUAUAGAAGCUGAAACCCGAAUGUGUCAUCAACCAAGUGUUAGACAACAUAUUGUAUUACAGCUCCAGAAUAUGAUGCAUCAAAUAAAUUGUUAUGUAUUAGAAUUUAAAGCAGCUCUUCAAAAUAUGCCAUCAAAUGACUAUAAAAUUGUUAUCCAUGCUAAUAAAACACCUACAGGUCAAAAUCCUGGACGUUUUAACGCUCCUACUGUUAAUGAAAUGGCGGUAGUCAUAGUUGGGCAAGAACAUGGCAGAAGAGAUAUUGUUAUAGAACGACAAAAUGGGACUCUACAAAGAAUUAGCGAAACCCAUAGAUCUUAUGAUGCACUGCAGUACCCAUUAAUUUUUGUGAGUGGUGAAGAUGGUUAUGCCAUCAAUAUUGCUUCUUUUGAUGUACAGUCAAAUGAUUAUCAUACCACUAAAACAGUGUCUGCCCAAGAAUUUUAUUCUUAUAGGCUUAUGAUACGGCAUGAAUCUUAUAACCAUAUUCAUCAUUACCGUCAACUAGCAAAUAUGUUUUGGGUUGAUAUGUGGGUAAAAAUUGAAAGUGAGAGAUUAUUAUAUCUGCGUAAUAAUCAAGCUCAAUUAAGAUGUGAAGAUUAUAUUCAUUUAAGAGAUUCAAUAGCUCAUGAUGGAAAUGUAGAGAAUACUGGUCAACUUUGUAUACUACCAUCAACUUAUACUGGAAGCCCUAGGUAUAUGCAUGAGAAGACACAGGAUGCAUUAGUGUAUGUAAGACAUUUUGGAUGUGCAAAUCUCUUCAUUACAUUUACCUGCAACCCAAAGUGGACUGAGAUAACCAGAGAAUUGUGGCCUGGGCAAAAACCACAAGAUAGACAUGAUAUUAUAGCAAGAGUUUUUCAUCAAAAAAUUAUGAUUCUCAUGAAAUUGAUAACGAAAGACAAAAUUUUUGGAACAUGUCGCUGUUAUAUGUAUAGUGUUGAAUGGCAAAAGCGGGGACUUCCUCAUGUUCAUAUUUUAAUUUGGUUAACUGAAAAAAUUCAACCUAAUAAAAUAGAUAGUUUUAUCAGUGCAGAAUUUCCAAAUCCUUUGAUUGAUCUUGAGUUAUUUGAUAUUAUUAAAAAUAACAUGAUUCAUGGACCGUGUUCCCAAAUAAAUACUCGAGCGCCAUGUAUGGGAGACAAUUUCAAAUGUACAAAAAGAUAUCCUAAAUCAUUUGUUUCGGAAACUAUUACAAGCGAGAGUGGAUACCCAAUAUAUCGUAGGAGAAGUCCAAAUGAAGGUGGUUUUCAAACAGAAAUAACGAAAAAUUCUACUACAUUUACUAUUGACAAUAGAUGGAUUGUUCCUUAUUGCCCUCUACUAUGCAAAAUAUUCAAAGCGCAUAUCAAUGUAGAGUAUUGUUGA